Asparagus officinalis (garden asparagus) is the source of this 426-nucleotide messenger RNA. RefSeq names its product 60S acidic ribosomal protein P0-1-like. Gene Ontology annotation, molecular function: large ribosomal subunit rRNA binding; structural constituent of ribosome. Lineage: Eukaryota; Viridiplantae; Streptophyta; Magnoliopsida; Asparagales; Asparagaceae. The record is from RefSeq and is a predicted model, not a curated record. Bases 1 to 426 code for a protein of 141 amino acids. Gene Ontology annotation, biological process: cytoplasmic translation; ribosomal large subunit assembly. The transcript is spliced from 2 exons. Gene Ontology annotation, cellular component: cytosolic large ribosomal subunit.
AUGUUGAUACUAUUGAGCUUGAUCCAUCGCGUAACUCAUCCUUCCAAAUGGCUUAACAUUCCAACCAAGAUUAACAAAGGUAUUAUUGAAAUCAUUACCCCAGUUGAAUCAGGUCUCUCUGAGGCUAUCCUCAAGGCUAAAUUUGGGAUAAGGUUCUUCUCAUACGGGCUUGUGGUUCUCUAUGUCUAUGAUAAUGGAUCCAUUUUCAGCCCAAAGGUGCUCAACCUCACUGAAGAAGGCCAUGUUGACAAGUUUGUAACUGGUAUUUCUAUGGUGGCUUUGCUAUCAUCGGCUCUCUUUUACUUAACUCCUACAGUUAUGCGUUGGGCUGAGAAUGUUAUUAUUCCUGCUACCGAAAAAGAGGAAAAAGUUAGUCCUACUAAUGGAUCUAACAAUGAUGACUUAGACUUUAGUUUGUUUGACUAA